Paracoccidioides lutzii Pb01 is the source of this 1122-nucleotide messenger RNA. RefSeq names its product mediator of RNA polymerase II transcription subunit 6. The coding region runs from base 1 to 1122 and encodes 373 amino acids. The record is from RefSeq and is a predicted model, not a curated record. Gene Ontology annotation, biological process: regulation of transcription by RNA polymerase II. Gene Ontology annotation, cellular component: mediator complex; core mediator complex. The transcript has 4 exons. Gene Ontology annotation, molecular function: transcription coactivator activity.
AUGGCUGCGCAGCCUGAUGUCCCGCUGGAAGAAAUCACCUGGCGCUCGCCGCACCACGUACAGAUGAUGGGCGGCUUUCUCCAUUCAAACAACAUCCUCUUCUACUUCGCCGAAUCCCCCUUCUUCGACGCCACCUCCAACAAUGCCUCCCUCGCCAUUCAAGCGUCCUACAAUGAAAACUUCCGCCACUUCAUCGAGACGCGCGAAGCGUUUGAGGGUCGCCUGAAGACCAUGCAAGGUGUGGAGUUUAUGGUGCUACCACAAGAGCCGUCGAAUGUGUGGGUGAUUCGGAAGCAGGUGCGGAAGAAGCGGGCGAGCGAUGAUGAGAUUCAGGUGCUCGCGACGUAUUUUGUUGUGGGGGAUUCGGUGUAUAUGGCCCCGUCGGUGUUGAAGGUUAUUGGGAGUCGGAUGCUCUCAACAGUAACCUCCCUCACGAAAGCUCUCUCCGUCGCAUCACCACUCCCUCUCUUCUCUCCAUCCUACGGUCACACAUACAUGCCCCCUGUCCCCAAAUACCUCGACCCUUCCCGCCCAGGCCAACAAUCCACCCAACAAAGCACAGCUAACACACCCAUCCCAGACCUACCUGCACAAUCAAGAGCCGGAACCACACCGCCUCUAGCUACCACUGCCACCACCACGACAAACGCACCCUCCUCCCUCUCCCAAUCCACCACAAUGCAAGACUCCCGCAGUUUCGCCGAGGCCUUCAACCUCCUCUCCCGCUACGGUGAUGAAUUCAUGGACGACGCCCCCUUGCUGGGUGAACCGGGCUCCUUCAUCAUCGGCAAGGCAUCCACUGAGCCGCUGGCGACGAGACAGCAGGCCAAGGCUCCCCAGCCCAAGGCACCCACUCCUGUCCCGACUGUUGGUGUGGGUGUGAUGAGUAAACCGGGUACACCGGCGGGGACUGGCGUCGGAGCUGGUGCUAGCACUUGGGCCGGUGCUGCGGUGCCGGCUAUUAAGACUGAUGCGGCGACGAUUGGAGCAGCGAGGGCGGGGAAGGGAGGAGAGAAGAGUCCGACUACGCCUGGUGGGGGGAAGAUUAGGAGGAAGAAGAGCAAAGUUUCUUCCGCUACGGCAGCUCAUGCAGGUGCGGGUGCGGGUAUGCCUAGCUCGUGA